Messenger RNA from Linnemannia hyalina, 591 nucleotides. NCBI's taxonomy places the organism in Eukaryota, Fungi, Mortierellomycota, Mortierellomycetes, Mortierellales, Mortierellaceae. The record is from the annotation of a GenBank genome assembly.
AUGGGAAAGACAAAGUCAACAAAAAAGUUCGCGCUGGUUAAGCGCAUGAUCAACCCCAGCGACGCCCGUCUCAAGGUCAACCAGGAGAAGCUCAAGAAGAAGGAGGAGGAGAAAGAAAAGAAGGUUGUCCGUCACAUUCCACAGGUGGCAUCGUCAAUGUUCUUCAACUACAACUCGGCUCUUGGACCCCCAUACCGGAUCCUGGUCGACACAAACUUCAUCAACUUCUCCAUCCAGAACAAGAUCGAGCUCGUCAAGGGCAUGAUGGACUGCCUCUACGCAAAAUCAAUCCCCUGCAUUACCGACUGUGUCAUGGCUGAACUCGAGAAACUCGGACCCAAAUUCAAGGUCGCCCUCCGUGUCGCUCGUGACCCCCGGUUUGAACGUCUGCCCUGCACGCAUAAGGGUACCUAUGCAGAUGACUGUCUAAUCGAACGUGUGAUGCAGCACAAGUGUUAUAUUGUUGCGACCUGUGAUCGCGAUUUGAAGAGGAGGAUAAGAAAGAUCCCGGGUAUCCCAAUCAUGUACCUUUCGCAGAGGAAGUAUACGAUUGAGCGACUCCCAGAAGCUUACGGCGCACCCACCAACUAA